Molecule: messenger RNA, 3310 nt
Organism: Chelonus insularis
Lineage: Eukaryota; Metazoa; Arthropoda; Insecta; Hymenoptera; Braconidae
Product: collagen alpha chain CG42342-like
Exons: 27
Coding region: 552-2687 (711 amino acids)
Source: RefSeq, a predicted model, not a curated record
GUAUUUUAUCCAGUUGUGCUCCGACCGUGUAGCUCUACACAUCGUUAGUGUUUGUUUAAGAUUUUUAAAUCACAAUUUAUCUCGAUAUUUAAAUCAAGACAAUAAAGUUAUUGCUGUAAUUGACAAGCAUUUUUAUUGACCAACAGAUAAGAACAUACACUUGUUACACUAUUCUUUUCACUUGGAAUUUUAUUUUUUAAAUAUACAAACACAAGUUGAACACGUGUAUCUUUUGAUAAACUUGAUUUAAUUAUCUCAGUUUUAAUUAAAUUUAUUUUAAUAUUUCAUUUUAUUUGUUUGUUUUAUUUUUCCUCGAGUGGUUUUUAAUUUUCGCGGUACUCAGUGAUUAAUUGUCGUUAAUGGAUGUUGAAUUAUGAGAUCACCUUGAUUGAUCCAAAGUGUGGAGAACGAUGAUUAUUUGGACGAUGCAUCGAGUUUUGUAGAAUUUAGAUAAAUUCACACGUGAAUAGAGUGCGUGUGUAUUAAAUAUAUUAAGUGGGUUUUAUUGGAAGGGUGCGAUUGGUCACGUGUCGGGUGAGAAGUAUAUUACGAUGGAGACGAAUGAAAAUUGGCCAGGGAGGAAAAGCAUCGAAGCGACGGUGCCGAAGAAGUUCCGGAAAGAGUCUAACCGGACGGAAACUAUUGGACUCAAUUGGGCGAUGCUGUUUCUCUGUAUAGGGAGUCUUGGAAUUUCCGCUAUUCUUGCUUAUCGUGAGGUGCAACUUGAAGCACGAUUGGCUAGUCUAGAAGCACGCUGCGAUCAUCAAGAAAACAGUGAGGUCAUCGUCAAGAGGCUCCGACGAGAGGUUCAAGAGGCUUUCUUAGGACAGAAAAUCCCGUAUCCAGAGGGAGGCAUCUUUAGAAUCAAGAGGGAUGUCACUGAAUGCAAUUGCCCACCCGGCCCACCUGGUGAACAAGGACCACCCGGCAAAAGAGGGAAAAAAGGCAAAAAAGGAGACUCUGGGGAACCCGGACCACCGGGUGUUGCAGGGACUCCGGGCAAGAAUGGUUUUCCGGGCCCUAUUGGAUUAGACGGACCCAAAGGGGAUCCGGGUCGACCAGGUGACAAGGGACAAAAGGGAGAACUUGGAAGUCCAGGCUUCGACGUUUUCUCAGCUGUAAAGGUCAAUGCACAGGGAUUGGGGUUAAAGAGGUCGGUGACAACGCUUCGCGGUGGGACACUCGGCUACGCGGAAAUCGUCGCACUAAAGGGAGAACCAGGUGAGCCAGGCCCACCUGGACCACCCGGACCACAAGGAUCUGAAGGUAUUGCGGGUCAAGAUGGUAGACAAGGAAUUCCAGGACAGACAGGAGCUCCUGGAGAACGUGGUCCACCUGGUCCCCCAGGUCCACUUGGGCCUAUUGGACCUCAAGGACUUGUAGGACCCAAGGGUAAAUCUGGUGACUACGGACCUCCAGGAUUGCCGGGAUUACCAGGACAUCCAGGGAUUCCAGGUAUGCCAGGACGCAAUGGAACCCGUGGCUUUCCAGGAAGACGUGGUGACAAGGGCGACAAGGGUGACCGUGGCUUGACAACAUCAUUGGACGGAAAGCAGAUCCCUGCUGGAGCCUUCGAAGGACCUCCAGGUCCUCCGGGACCGCCUGGACCCCCAGGCGAAAAGGGAGACUUGGGUCCCAUUGGACCACCCGGUCCACCCGGAGAAAAGGGUCCUCGGGGCAAGCAAGGCAAAAAGGCUCUGCAUGGAGAAUGCCGUUGUCCCAAUGCGAUGAUUGGUCCACCAGGUGAAAAAGGCGAACAAGGAAUGCAAGGACCUAAGGGAGAACCCGGAGUCGCAGGAUCACCAGGUUUGGAUGGAAUCAAUGGAGAGGCUGGAAUACAAGGCCCACCUGGAUUACCAGGAUCGGCUGGACCAAAAGGAGAAAAAGGAGAGUAUGGAGAUAUUGGACCACCAGGUCUUAUGGGACCUCCUGGUUUGCCCGGCCCUCCAGGUGCUCCUGGUCUUAAAGGCGAAAAGGGAGAAAAAGGAGAAUCGAAGUACAAAAAAUUAAGAAGAAGACAGGGCGAUGGAACAUUCGAAGUUAACGCCGGUGAAGUGAUAAUGGGACCUCCCGGACCACCUGGACCCGCUGGUGCUCCAGGACUUCAAGGCCCUCCAGGCAUAAAAGGAGAUAGAGGACAUGAUGGUGCUAAAGGCGAGCCUGGCGAGAAAGGCGCUAAGGGAGAUCCUGGUCCGAUGGGACUACCCGGACCUAUGGGACUGAGAGGUGAAUCUGGUCGACCAGGAGAUGCUGGUAAACCAGGGGCGAUGGGACCACCAGGAUUAGAUGGUAUGAAGGGUGCCCAAGGUGAACCGGGAAUCAAGGGAGAACGUGGGGAUUCAGGUCUGCCCGGUACUGAUGGGAUUCCUGGUGCUCAGGGUUCCAAAGGCGACAAAGGUGCCCCCGGCGCAACCGGCGAACCAGGUAAAAAAGGUAAAAGAGGUGACAAAGGAAAUAAAGGUGAACAAGGCGUUCCUGGACUAGAUGCUCCUUGUCCUCUUGGAAAUGAUGGUCUACCACUUGCUGGAUGUGGUUGGAGAGGACCUCAGCAGGACGUCGUGAGUACACCAAGCUCAACCCAUGAAGAACCUGAACCAGCAGAAACAGACUACGAUAACCGGAAUACAGAGGAGGAUGAGUACGACGAGGAAUACGCAGACCCUAAUGGCAAUCUCGCUGAGAAAUAAUGCCCGUUUUCUCUUUUUACGUCGAAAUCGCAACCCUCCUACUACACAAUCGACAAUCUCCGCUAUCAUAUCAUCACAACUACCAACGCCGAAGCAUACCUACACUCAUCGAUAUCUAGUUCUACUGAUGCUGCUACUGUUGAACUCAUCUGCACUACCAAACUAACUCACCCAUCCGUCGAGAAUAUUACGUGAAUGGUUACUGGAGGAAGGAGAGCAACAGAAGCAGCAACAGAAGAUUCAUAAAAGAGAAAGACACUAAAACUUCAUCAGGAAGCAAUUGAAAACGACCAAUUUAUUUCUACGCUCAUCUCUACUUGCCAAUCCCCCAAGGAUAAACCACGUGGGAGGGCCUGCAUUUCGACGAGUUCGACAAACGAGUCAAUAAUUAUAUACCCAGUGAAUUCCAGGUCUUGGCCGUAAGUGUUGUAAAUAAAUGUACUUACAGUGUAACCAAGCAACCAAGUGUGUACGUGUAUAUCGUGAGUCCAUGUGUGUGUGUAUAAAAUAAUCUGUGGAAAAAAAACACAAAAAUAAAUAUAGUAUGUUAAUUAUAAUAAAAUAAACCAAUAGAAUAUUGCUCUAAUUAAUAAAUAAAAUCACAACAAAAAAAUUAUUGGACA